GGACCAACAGCCAAAGGUGCUGAUGGGAAUAUGCAAACAGAAGAAACUGCUCUCUUGAACCAUUUUGCUCAGCAACCUCCAGAGCUAACAGCAGAGUCUUCAAUACCAGCAAGAACAUGGAGGCAAAUAUUCACUUGUCCUCCUCAGGGUUUACUGGCCCAAACAGUGACAAAUGUUGCAGUCAUGCUCCUUGUUUGGGCUGUGGUUUGGUCCAUAACUGGGUCGGAGUGUCUCCCAGGUGGAAAUCUGUUUGGAAUUCUGUUUCUUUAUUUUUUUGCUGUCAUUGGAGGUAAAAUUUUUGGAUUCAUUAAAAUAGGAGCACUACCCCCUCUCCCUGCUCUUCUGGGGAUGCUACUUGCUGGUUUCCUAAUCCGAAAUACUCCAUUCAUUAGUGAUUUUGUCCAGAUAAACCUACACUGGUCUGCAGCACUGAGGAAUAUUGCUCUUUCAAUUAUCUUGACCCGAGCAGGACUCGGCCUGGAUCCAAAGGCUCUUAAGAAGCUGAGAGCAGUCUGUGUACGCCUUGCUGCUGGACCAUGCCUCUCAGAGACAUGCACAGCUGCUGUUCUUGCCUACUUGUUCAUGCAUUUGCCAUGGCAAUGGGGAUUUAUUUUAGGUUUCGUUCUAGGCGCAGUCUCCCCUGCUGUGGUGGUUCCCUCAAUGCUGAUUUUACAGGCUGGAGGAUAUGGAGUGGAGAAAGGCAUCCCAACUUUGCUAAUGGCAGCUGGCAGCAUUGAUGACAUCCUGGCUAUCACAGGCUUCAACACUUGCCUUGGGAUGGCUUUCUCCUCUGGUUCUACUCUGUACAAUGUGCUCCGUGGAGUGCUGGAGGUUGCUGUUGGCAUAGCAGCUGGGGGAAUUCUGGGAGUGUUUAUUCGCUAUUUCCCAAGCCACGAUCUGGCAUCUCUGGCAUGGAAGAGAUCAGGUUUUGUCCUUGGACUGUCCAUGUUUGCUGUUUUUGGCAGCAAGUUCUUUGGCUUCCCUGGAUCAGGAGGACUCUGCACAUUGGUCUUAGCUUUUGUUGCAGGUGUGGGGUGGUCUGAUGAAAAGAAAGAAGUAGAAAAAAUUGUGGCAGUUGCAUGGAAUAUCUUUCAACCUUUUCUUUUCGGUUUAAUUGGAGCAGAAGUAUCUGUUACAUCUCUUAGGCCUGAAACUGUUGGGCUCUGUGUUGCUAUAUUAGGCAUUGCCCUAGUUGUACGAAUUGUAGCAACAUUCCUGAUGGUGUCUUUUGCUGGGUUUAAUUUCAAGGAGAAAGUAUUUGUCUCACUGGCAUGGAUUCCCAAAGCCACUGUCCAGGCUGCAAUAGGUUCUCUUGCCCUGGAUACAGCAAGAAGUCAUCAGGACAAGCAACUGGAAAAGUAUGGAAUGGAUGUACUGACAGUAGCUUUCUUGGCUAUCUUGAUCACUGCUCCAAUUGGAGCCCUGAUUAUUGGCUUGGCAGGGCCCAGACUAUUGCAGAAGGCUCAGACAAAUAGCAAGGAUGAGGAAGGUGCUGAGGCCAGAGAAGCAGCAGAGGCUUGUGAACCUUCUUAAAACAGACAUCUACAGGAACAUGGUCCUUCAGCCCUUACACUUGUUGAGUAAACAUGGCAUGUCUCUAGUCCUGCUGGAGGAAACUAAAACAAGUAUCAGUUACAUCUGUUAUUUUUAAAGAAGCCCUGGUGGAGUUCUAAAAAAUACUUUUAUGUGUUGAUGG
Acanthisitta chloris (rifleman) is the source of this 1696-nucleotide messenger RNA. It is a transcript of the gene SLC9B2, whose product is annotated as solute carrier family 9, subfamily B (NHA2, cation proton antiporter 2), member 2. The transcript is spliced from 10 exons. The annotation marks the transcript as partial. Gene Ontology annotation, molecular function: antiporter activity. NCBI's taxonomy places the organism in Eukaryota, Metazoa, Chordata, Aves, Passeriformes, Acanthisittidae. The record is from RefSeq and is a predicted model, not a curated record. Gene Ontology annotation, biological process: proton transmembrane transport. Gene Ontology annotation, cellular component: membrane.